Molecule: messenger RNA, 675 nt
Organism: Suillus subalutaceus
Lineage: Eukaryota; Fungi; Basidiomycota; Agaricomycetes; Boletales; Suillaceae
Exons: 5
Coding region: 1-675 (224 amino acids)
Source: RefSeq, a predicted model, not a curated record
AUGCAUCAAUUUCCUCACAACACUGCUGCUGCCGGCAAAGUUAUGUCAUCAACCACACACCCCGCAUAUGCAAAUCAAUCGCCAUGCAUCAUCAUCUCCAUGUGGGAUUUGGCAAAGAUCUUUGAAUAUGCUGCCUGUCGCUUUACCUUCAUCCACUUGGCCCUGGAUAAAAGUGAACACCUCGUUUUGGAGGCUGAUCAACAUAGCCCCAGCCCUGCCCAAGUAUCUCGCGACAUCGUGAAGAUGCUUACAGAAUGGCAGGUGGGAAUUUUAGACAAUGAUGACCUGUUCUGCCGGUUCUGGACCCACAACAUGAAUAUCCCAGGAGACAUCAUGGCCUGCUACCGGAUGUGGAAGGACUGGUUCGACCUCAUCCCAUUUGAGAUGCCCAACCACAUCUCACUGGAGAAAGUUAAAAAAUUAUGCAUGGCCCACAUGGACCAGAUGAGAUACAAAGGGGGCAUGGAUCCUUUGCUCACCAAUCUCUGGGUCAUCAAAGAUGAUCUUCAGCAAUUAGGGAUGCAGCUUGAUAGCUGGCUUUCUGUCAAGGUUGAUGAGGGUAGAGGGGCUUUGGAGGUGAUGGCCCAGAUGGAGGGUCUGGUAGAUGACCUUCACAAUGCCAUGGCCGCCUCUCAAAGACUCUUGGAUGCUAGAGGAAGGGAGGAUGAAGAGUAA